Molecule: messenger RNA, 677 nt
Organism: Drosophila subobscura
Lineage: Eukaryota; Metazoa; Arthropoda; Insecta; Diptera; Drosophilidae
Exons: 3
Coding region: 368-601 (77 amino acids)
Source: RefSeq, a predicted model, not a curated record
AAACUAGAAAUUUCGCAGCAACAGAUCACGAAAGCAAACAAACGGCAGCAUUGAAAUUUUAGAAAUGAACUUAUCAGUUGAGUCGAAGCGGCUCACGGCACAAUUCAUUCAGACGUUGUGCAAAGCGGUUCGCUGUCGUGUCGUUGGUUCCAUUUGAGGUGUGCUUUAGUCUUUCAGCUGGCAGUAAAGUCCAGGGCGAAAUAGUGUCAAAGCAAUUGAAAUUGAAGUCAAAGAUCCAGCAAGCCACAAGUUUUUAUCGGCAAUUGAGUGUGUGAGCUUUAUCAUUUUUCGACUGUUUCUGCGGAGGCUCGACAUAUACAAACACUUCCAAGCGAUCCACACAACGAAAGCAACAGAAGGUCGCAUCAUGGAUAGCGUAAAGUCAUUCUUCGCUGGCUCCAACAAGGACAACAAUCUCGCAAAUCAUCAGCAGCAGCAUGGACAUCCGAAUGGCAGUGUCAUGCCCAAUCGCUGGGGCCGUAACUGGAACUGCAGCAGCCAGCACACGGAGAGCAGUUCCUCGUCCAUUGCAAAUCCAAAUCACUGCAAUGCCAAGCGCAAGGACAGCGAUAAUUAUUUUUAUAUCAUGUGGCGCGCCUGAAGCCAACACGUUGGCCAAUACGUUGGAUAAGCCAUCAUCAUCUAAAGUGACCUGCAGCUUAAGAAAUCUGUACAUC